Molecule: messenger RNA, 390 nt
Organism: Ilex paraguariensis (yerba mate)
Lineage: Eukaryota; Viridiplantae; Streptophyta; Magnoliopsida; Aquifoliales; Aquifoliaceae
Source: the annotation of a GenBank genome assembly
CGUUUGAAAGGGUACAAGGUGAAACUAGACAAGGGUCUAAGCUCUUAUGAUGUCGAGAAGAGGCGAGAGAGGUAUGGUUGGAAUGAGCUUAAGAAAGAAAAUUUGGUGAUAAAGUUCCGGUUGACAGCUUUCUACAUGCAGUUAGUUGCUUUUGCCAAGUUAGCCNAGAAGAGGCGAGAGAGGUAUGGUUGGAAUGAGCUUAAGAAAGAAAAUUUGGUGAUAAAGUUCCGGUUGACAGCUUUCUACAUGCAGUCAGUUGCUUUUGCCAAGUUAGCCAUGCACCAAGAUGCUGCUGACAUGUUGAAUGAGGCUGCUGGACUUGAAGAGAAGAAGCAAAAAGCUAUGUCAUUGUUCAUGUUUCUGUUCAUGUAUGCUGGUUUUUCGGAGUAA